AUUAUCUUCUUUCUUUGACUGCUCCCUUCUUCUACCUCCUCUACUGUAUCCAGUGCUGCUGAAGGCGAGGCGAGCACACAUGGCCAUGGGGGAUGACUACUCCAAGGCGAGGCAAGCCCUGGCGGUGAGCGCCCACGAGUGCUCGCUGGUGGACGCGGUCUCCUCCGCGGCCACGCCGCCGACCGCGGACGACGGGGAGGGGCACGCGGCGGGCUUCUUCGAGGGCUUCGUGCUGGGCGGGAUCCGCGUGGACAGCGUCCGCCCGGGCCUCGUCGACUGCUCCUUCACCGUCCCCUCCAGGCUCACCGAUCGGAGCGGGUGCCUGGCCGCGGGCGCGGUGGUGUCGCUGGUGGACGAGGUGGGGUCGGCGGCCUCCAUCGCCGACGGGCGCCCCGUCAAGGUCUCCACCGACAUGUCCGUCUCCUUCGUCUCCCUCGCGCAGGCCCGCCCCGGCGACCGCCUGCGGAUCACGGCCAGGGCGCUCGGCCACAAGGGGGCGUACUCCGCCACCCACGUCCUCAUCUCCAACGCCGCCACCGGCGAGGUCGUCGCCGAGGGCAGGCACUCCCUCUUCGGCAGGAUGAAGGUCGUCUCCACCUCCACCGCCACCGCCACCAGCAAGCUGUGACCAUGGAUUCCACCCUGCUGCCAUGGUUAAUUAAAGUGUGAGUAUUAUGGCCCUUCUAAGUAGCGUAAUAAGGAGGUUUUGAUUUUGAUCACAAAUGUCUUCAGUAUCUGAUUGAGCAUACGACACACCUGAACCUGAUUAUACCAUUUUUCUUUUUUGCUUUACUAGCUGUAAAUUCAGUUAUCGAAUUACCUGCCCCAGUACAGUGUUAAUAACAUUGUCAACUUUCAUUAUCUGGGUCGCCAAGUUUGGGCGUUCAUUCAUUUUAUGUUCAUUAGUUUCAGAGCAGUUGAUAGAGUAUAUGAAAAAUAAAUGAAAAGAAUUGUAACUAUUUUUGUCUUUGA
Molecule: messenger RNA, 972 nt
Organism: Oryza sativa Japonica Group (Japanese rice)
Lineage: Eukaryota; Viridiplantae; Streptophyta; Magnoliopsida; Poales; Poaceae
Molecular function (GO): fatty acyl-CoA hydrolase activity
Source: RefSeq, a predicted model, not a curated record